Messenger RNA from Paralichthys olivaceus (Japanese flounder), 2667 nucleotides. Lineage: Eukaryota; Metazoa; Chordata; Actinopteri; Pleuronectiformes; Paralichthyidae. The record is from RefSeq and is a predicted model, not a curated record.
GUUCUUUGAGCGGCUGGUGAAGAGGAAGUGGCUCAGUAACUCGGAGCCGUACGAUCAGAUCGAGGCGCUCAUCAAAGAUCACUUUAAGAAAUAUCACAGGAUGGACAGUCCUCCACACCAGCUGCUGGUGGCCGAAGUCCACCGCCGUGUGGUCAUGGAGUACCUUCGGUCGGUCAUGCGAGGCAGAAUCAUCUGCACCUCGAUGAAGAUGAGGAAGAGGAUGGCUGGGCGCCUCAGGGACGAAGGCACACAGAUCAAAGUCCUCUUCAAAGACCUGGAGUCUCCGUCCAGCUGGUUGGACAGCGCACUGUCUCACAUCUCAGAGAUCAUCCAGCUGGAGGACGUCCCGUCUGUCCAGAUGGAGGUGGGCGUUCUGGUCAGAGAGUUUCCGGACGUCAGGAAGAAACACGUGUCGGCCAUUUUGAACAUACGGGGGAUGACUCGGCAGUCAGAGCGUCAGGAAAUCCUCAACAUCGUCAAGGACAUCGAGAGCAGUGACGGCGGCAGCAGCUCGGCUCGGCUUUCCCGUGACCGCGGCCUCUUCUCUGAGGUGCCCGUCACCUCAGAGGUUCACUGCCUGAACAUGGGCCUGAGCCGCAUCGCCCUCACCGCCUCCUCCUGCUUCACCGCACUGAGACCACGGCGACGCAAAACCCGCACGCCCGUCCAAGAGAACCCCGACGAUGUUCUCUGAGAGGAGUCAGCUAGUUUCAGUUCUUCCUUCUCACAGGAAGUGAAACUGAGGCUGUUGGUUUAUUUCUAAUAAAACUCCAUAAAGAGGAUUAUUGUCCAUGAAACCAUCGGUGACUGGACGUGUCCCUCAAGCUUCAAAACAAUCAACAGAAACACGUUUGAUCACAAACAUGACGCCAUCGUAAUGAAACCUGAUCAUUGUCAGAUCCGACAUUCAUCAAUCGUGUGAACGUCGGAGACAUUCAAUUCAACUGAAUCAGUCGAGUCCAGCAGGUAAACCUCAGUGUGACCUGAGCUGAUCGGAAAUAAUAAUAUACAGAAAACCUUAUUUUAAAUCCUUCAUCUAAAUAUUUCCAAUCGUCACACAGAAUCAUAUGAGAACAACAUGUGACCAGGCCUCCGUCAUUGAGACACAUGAUCUUCACAUGAUCUUCACAUGUUUAACAGGAGUACACUUCCUGUUUGUCCUGAAUCACAUGAUUUUAGAUUUGAUUAGAUUUGAUUUGUAUUUUUUUAUAUGAGACGUGUUCAGCUUCAUCGCUGUUUGAUUUCUGGACUUUGAGCUGAAAGGCACUUUAUUCAAGGGUGGACGAGAGGAGAGCAGUUCUCUGGACUGAGGUGGACUCUGGACUGAGGUGGACUCUGGACUGAGGUGGACUCUGGCACGAGGACCAGAACUGGAGAAGUGGAUUAACCACAGUUCAGUUCAUCAGAGCGGCUCGGGUUCCUCUUCUGCUUCCUGUUUCACCAGGAUCUAGACUGAGAGAGAACUGCUCACUGGUUUUUAUCCUUCAGGGUUUCACAGGAGUUUGUUUUGGGGUUUUGGGGUUUUUGACAUGAAGAUGCUUCAUGACAAUAACUGCACAGUAGUUUUAUUGUUGCACAUGAUAUAAGAGACGUUUUAAUCAAAGGUACUAGACAGAGUUGUGAGUCUCUUCAGCUGAUUGUGCAUUUGAAGCAUCAAUCAUAUUCCAGCUCGUGGGUGUGAUGAGGUUUCUGGUAAAUUCUUCAGAGAUAAACACAGAAUAUCUGAAACCAGAGGGAGGGCUCCCUCUGCUGGUGUUUGACGGACAUCACCGCAGAAUCUUCUGAUUUCCUCACAUCAGUGGUUUUUGAAUUUGAAUUUGAAUUUGAAUUUGGUUUUCAGUAUUUCCAGGAAAACUCUCCGUCAUCACAAAUCUCUUCGAUACUCAGACACACACUUCACACUGUGUGAGGUUCAUGUCUUUGUCUCCUGUCGAUGUGGAUGAUGCAUGAAAUGAAUCUUUGUAUACAGACAAUAAAACACAUCAGAUCACUGACGGCUUCGCUUUAAUUUUUUCCAUAAAUCUCUUUUAGAAUUAACAUUUUUCAAGUUUAAUUCAAUGACACUAUUUUAAAAUGUUGUGUUUUCACAUAUGACUUGAUUUACUCUGCAUUAAGCACAGUCAGCUUUUAUUGUGAAGGUAACACAGCUGUUACAUCUUGAGCUGAAUUCACUCUUCAAUUGUAGUUCAUGUUACAUUGGGACAGUGACCUCUGCUGGACAGGUGUAGUGUUGCAUAAAGUAAUGUUGGUAAAAACAAACGGCACCGAUCCUAUUUCAAAGUUCUCUGGUCUGACGCAGCGUCACUAUUUAAGAUUUGUUCAGGGUUGUUUUUGUCGUUAGCUGAGUUUUAUCUUGAAACUCAACUCUCAUUAUCUAUUCUAGAUUUUCUAUGCACUGCAUUGUUUGAAUGUAGUUUAUUAUUUUAUUUGUAUUAAUGUAUAAUCAUGAGUGAUGAGUCUAACUGCGUUUUACUUAUUCACACAAGAUUAUAUGAUUUAUUUGGCUGUUUUACUAAUAUCAUCGAUUAUCUCUCAACUAUUCCCUGAUAUUUGACAAAUAUUUUCCCAUUAUUGUAAUACGUCUUUAUUUAUUUACAAUAAUGAGUGUAUGAUUUUUUUAUGAUCACAGUGGUGUUUGUUGAGUUUAAAUGGUUUAAAUCCAACACA